AUGCUUCGUCGAACUACCGUUGUGAGAGGCCAUGCUACCUCAAACCUUUUUGCUCCACCGUUUUCCGGUCGCUGGUUUAAUCCUCCUCACCAAUGGACAAUGACAGAUACUUUUAUGCCGUUUUUCUUUAUUGGUUCGACUCCUAUGGCGAUUUGUGUUUACCUUUAUCAUGCAGCGUACAUGCCGCAUUACUCUCACUACCAAGAUCAAAACUACUAUGCCUCCCAAGUGUACACAAAAGAAUUUAUUCACAAGUACAAACGAUUAGAGCGUUGGAGAUGGUACUAG
Trypanosoma cruzi is the source of this 288-nucleotide messenger RNA. RefSeq lists its product as uncharacterized. The record is from RefSeq and is a predicted model, not a curated record. Lineage: Eukaryota; Euglenozoa; Kinetoplastea; Trypanosomatida; Trypanosomatidae. The coding region runs from base 1 to 288 and encodes 95 amino acids. The transcript has a single exon.